This is a messenger RNA of Schizosaccharomyces octosporus yFS286, 402 nucleotides long. Its product is annotated as 40S ribosomal protein S11. Gene Ontology annotation, cellular component: ribosome; cytosolic small ribosomal subunit. The transcript has 2 exons. Gene Ontology annotation, molecular function: structural constituent of ribosome. Gene Ontology annotation, biological process: translation. The record is from RefSeq and is a predicted model, not a curated record. The coding region runs from base 1 to 402 and encodes 133 amino acids. NCBI's taxonomy places the organism in Eukaryota, Fungi, Ascomycota, Schizosaccharomycetes, Schizosaccharomycetales, Schizosaccharomycetaceae.
AUGGCCACUGAACUUGUCGUGCAAAGCGAGCGUGCUUAUCAAAAGCAGCCUCACAUUUUCCAAAAUGCCAAGAAGGGUGCCGGUCGCCGUUGGUACAAGGAUGUCGUGCCCUUCGUUGGUGAAGUUUCCAUCCGUGGCCGUAUCUUGACUGGUACUGUUGUUUCUACCAAGAUGCACCGUACCAUCAUCAUUCGUCGUGAAUACUUGCACUUCAUCCCCAAGUACAACCGUUAUGAGAAGCGUCACAAGAACGUUGCUGCCCACGUCUCUCCUGCUUUCCGUAUCAACGAGGGUGAUGUCGUUACUGUUGGUCAAUGCCGUCCCUUGAGUAAGACCGUUCGCUUCAACGUUCUCCGUGUUGUCAAGCACACUGAGGGCUCUAAGCAAUUCGGCAAGUUUUAA